UUCGUUUUUACUGAACCUUGCCCUCGCGGUCGUCUUCGUCUAUUCUCUCUGCAACCGAAGACCCUAGAAUCAAAUCUGCCAAUUUGCAUUCCAUCUCAAUGUUGAAGGUAGUCACUGCGUCCUCCCGCAGCCGCCUCACUCACCUCGCUUCUCCACGCCUCCUCCGACCAGCUGCAGCUCCUCCCAGCUCCGCCCGAAGUUCUGGUUCGUUGAGCCCCAAUCUCGGUCAAAGGGAUUUCCCUCUCCCUGGUUACGUCACUCCUAGGCUCGAGGACCAUGCCACGGUAUUGGCGUUGCCAUGGACUGGUAGACCUCUGUUUCCCAGUAUGAUUACAUCUGUCAAUGUGCAGAAGAUUGUGGAUGACAACGGUGGGGAUAUGAUUGCUGGUCAUGUGCUUGUUGGGCAUGGUCGGCUUCGGAUCACAGAGAUGGUCAGUGAAGAUCCUCUUAUUGUGAAGGUUGAUCAUCUCAAGGACAAGCCAUACAGCAAGGCUGACGGUCCCAAUUUGCCUACCGCAUUGGACCUUUUAUCAACCAUCUCCAUGAACCGUGUUCCUUUCAUCGAGCUCAUACGAAGGUUUGAUUUCUCGAGGUUGGCCGAUCACGGGGCUGCAAUCUCCAAUGGUGCAAACAAUUUGCAGCUACAGGAAGUGCUUGCAGAGUUGAACGUGCAUAAGAGGCUGAAACUUGCUCUUGAACUGGUGAAGGAGCAGACGGAUUUCACCCGACUUGAGUCCCAGAUGCGGCUUGUUUUGAGUAAAAUAGGUACUAGAAUAGCACUAGAAGAAUCUGGGCUCGAAGAAUACACCCAGAUAAGACCUUGGAUCACAUUCUGUGGUAAAGGUUUUGACAGCGACGGACACCCCAACGAAGUGGAGCCGCUUACUUGAUUGGAUCUCGGUUCUCUUAUCCAUAUGACAUAUAUAAUUUUGUACAAAUAGCUAAUUGCUAAUGUCGGAGCAAUGCUGAACAAUAUUUCAAGCUGUUAAACUGUAUGUUUUUACCUCAUAUGUAGUAGAAAGUCGUAAUGUUGAUGAAGGAAAGUUAAGCCCGUGGAGUUUUUCUGAUUCUAAAAGUAUAUGGCAUAUUGUACAAAUGACUAAGCCAAUGUGGCGAAAAAGACUA
Messenger RNA from Linum tenue, 1125 nucleotides. Lineage: Eukaryota; Viridiplantae; Streptophyta; Magnoliopsida; Malpighiales; Linaceae. The record is from the annotation of a GenBank genome assembly.